AUGGAACAACUAGACUUAUCGCCCAUAAAUACAGCUAAGCCGUUGCAUUCCAAAACGCCAUCCGUUAUAGCCGGUUUAGAUCCUGACCCGCUGCCGCCGCCAGUACUUUCACCACUACAAAUGGCUGUGAAAACAGCCCGAGAACAGGGUGAAAAUCUUGAGGGAUAUUCUAUGAUUUUCCCUGUUUUUCAAGAUGCUAAUCAUCAGAGGUAUCAUGAGCCUCUACCUUUUAAACAACUUAAAGAACUGAAACAAGCUUGCGCUCAAUACGGGCCUACUGCGCCGUUUACGCUAGCCAUAAUUGAAAGUCUUUCAUCUCAAUACUUGCCUCCUAAUGAUUGGAAGGCAGUUGCGCGAGCCUGUCUCUCAGGAGGUGAUUAUCUCUUGUGGCGCUCAGAAUACGGGGAGGUCUGUGGCACCAUUGAAGACCGUAACCACCGUAAUAGGCUGCAGGUUACUUUUGACAUGCUAAUGGGGGAAGGACAAUUUAGAGACCUUAAUCAACAAUUGACCUACCCUGAACAAGCUUAUCCACAAAUCAAUGAGGCAGCCCUAAAGGCAUGGAAAAGGCUCCCUGCCUCGAAUAGAAAGGCUGAGGACUUAUCAAAAAUCCGGCAGGGGCCUGACGAGCCUUAUCAGGAUUUCGUCGCUCGACUUCUCGAGGCAGUGUCAAAAAUUAUAGGAGAUGAGGAAGCCGGAACUAUUUUAACUAAACAGAUGGCAUAUGAGAAUGCUAAUACUGCUUGUCAGGCUGCUUUAAGACCUUAUAGGAAAAAGGGAGGUUUAGCGGAUUAUGUAAGAAUUUGUGCUGACAUCGGCCCUUCCUAUCUUCAGGGAUUGUCUAUGGCUGCUGCUAUCCAGGGAAAAACUAUCCAGGAAGUUUUAUAUCAACAAACUAAGAACAAGAGUAGUGUAAAAAAGGGAGGGCCUCCUGGCAGUUGUUUCUCAUGCAGACAAUUGGGACACCGCAUGGCACAAUGCCCUAAGAAAAACAACGUAGAUAGCACCAAAAAUCCUAAUGUAUGCCCUAGAUGUAAGAAAGGAAAACACUGGGCUAGAGACUGCAGAUCUAAGACAGAUGUGGAUGGCAAACCUCUUCUGUCACAGUCGGGAAACUGGGUGAGGGGCCAGCCCCAGGCCCCGAAACAGUGUUAUGGGGCGCUUCAGAACGAACUUCAGCCCAACCCAACCGGCCCGAUAUUAAGAGCCUCCUCCAAGCUACCCCAGGCAGCGCAGGAUUGGACUUGUGUGCCGCCGCCUACACAGUACUAA
This is a messenger RNA of Dama dama (fallow deer), 1272 nucleotides long. Its product is annotated as endogenous retrovirus group K member 7 Gag polyprotein-like. NCBI's taxonomy places the organism in Eukaryota, Metazoa, Chordata, Mammalia, Artiodactyla, Cervidae. Gene Ontology annotation, biological process: viral process. Bases 1 to 1272 code for a protein of 423 amino acids. The record is from RefSeq and is a predicted model, not a curated record. Gene Ontology annotation, molecular function: zinc ion binding; nucleic acid binding. The transcript is spliced from 2 exons.